AUGGAUAAGAAGCACAAGUCCAUAGCCCUCAAUACCAUUAGAGAUGAGUCAAAUGAGUCAUCCGAUGAGUUAGCUAUAAGUGACAGAGAAAUAGCAUUUUAUGCUAAGAAGUUCAGGAAAAUGUUUGUGGCUAGAAACAACAAGAAUGAGAGGCCAGAGAAGAAAAAGUUUGAAAGAUAUAAUAGAGGCUCAAGUUCAGGGAACAAGGAGAGAAGCACUAAGAAGUACACUAGAGCAAAUAAAGACAAGGUACAAUCAAGGGUGCAGUGUCAUGAAUGUCAUGGAUUUGGACACAUUCAUCUGGAAUGUGCAAAUUACAAAAAGGCAAAAGAAAGAGCUAAGAUUGCAUCUCUAAGUGAGAGUGAAUUAGAGUUAAGUCAAUCAUCAGAUAACUCUUCUCCAAAAAGAAAUCUUAACUACAUGGCGUUCACUGCCUCUGUUAGCAGCAAAAGUCAUUGUUGUGAACCAGUGUUUGAUGAUGGGAGCAUAUCUGGAAAUGAAUCUUGGUAUGAAGAUCAGUUGCAAGAAGUCUACGAGAAGUUGUACAAGGAAUGUGUUAAAUUGAGAAAACGCAACAAAGCGCACAUUGAGGAGAUAGACUUCAGUAAACGAGAAAAUGAAGGGCUUCAAGGAUAUGAUAUAGAGAAAUAUGAUGUAGCUACUACAUCAAAAGUCUCCUAUAAGAAUGGGAGGAAAACUGUGUUUGUUCGUGAGUCAACUGCAAAUGGGAAUGCUAGCCCAUCUGACAAGGGUAAGAAAUCCUCUCAUGUAAAAAUGGGUGUUCAGUCUCACGAUAAGUCAAGAGUUCGAAAUACAAGCCCUGUUUGUCAUCACUGUGGUAAGACUGGUCAUGUUGUAGGAGAUUGUUUUAAAUUGAAGAGAUACACCAUGUAUGAUCAUACACGCUCUCAAAGUAGAAGUGUGUACUCUCCAAAAAUGGGUAAAAAUCCCAUAACUGCUCCUAAGUAUGCCUCAUAUUUCAGGGGACAAAGAGAUCGCAAAGAGAACUACGUGUGGCAUAAUUGUGGUAAGGCUGGUCACAUUCAACCAAACUGCUAUGAGCUUAGGAGGAAUCCCAUGAAAGAUGGAAAUAAUGAAUCAAGAAGAAGACAUUUGAAUCUUUAG
This is a messenger RNA of Juglans regia (Persian walnut), 1125 nucleotides long. RefSeq lists its product as uncharacterized. The transcript has 2 exons. Bases 1 to 1125 code for a protein of 374 amino acids. NCBI's taxonomy places the organism in Eukaryota, Viridiplantae, Streptophyta, Magnoliopsida, Fagales, Juglandaceae. Gene Ontology annotation, molecular function: nucleic acid binding; zinc ion binding. The record is from RefSeq and is a predicted model, not a curated record.